CUCAAUCACUGACAUUAUAUCUUAUUCGUCAGCCACAGCUUCAUCAGCAAAUUUAGCCACCAUACAGAGUGGUGCAAAUUACCUUGUAUUAUUUUGAUGGGUAUUCUUUGCUUCCUGAUUAUCGCUGCUUAUUUACUCCCUUCCUUCUCAGUUUCAGUAGCAGUAGAUUCCAUUGCUCCGACCCAGUUCAUAAGAGAUGGCAUGACCUUAGUUUCUCAAGGUGGAGACUUUGAACUUGGUUUCUUCAGUCCUGGACAAUCAAAGAAACGCUACCUUGGUAUUUGGUACAAGAAUGUCCCAAUUCAGACAGUAGUUUGGGUUGCAAACAGAAUAAACCCAAUCAACGGUUCAUCAGGUAUUCUAACAUUAAACACCAGCGGCAACCUUGUCCUGCGCCAAAAUGACACUGUCGUUUGGCAGGCAAACUCAGAGAAAACAGCACGUAAUCCAGUGGUGCAGCUCUUGGAUUCUGGCAAUCUGGUAUUGAGAGAGGAAAACGAAGCAAAUUCAGAAAAUUAUUUGUGGCAGAGCUUUGACUUUCCGUCGGAUACAUUAAUGCCAGGUAUGAAAUUUGGAUAUAACCUGAAGAAAGGAAAGAACUGGACUCUCACAGCUUGGACGAGUCCAGAUGAUCCCGCUCCAGGAGACUUCUCUUGCGUUACAGAUACCCAUAACUAUCCAGAUUCUGCACUAAUGAGAGGAGAUAAGGUUUAUAGCAGAUUUGGACCCUGGAAUGGUCUCCACACAAGUGGCUCACCGGACGUGAAGCCCAACCCUGUUUAUUACUUCAAAUUCAUCUACAAUAAGGAAGAGAUCUCCUACACAUACUAUCUGACAAACAGUUCUGUAUAUUCAAGGAUAGUAAUGAACCAAACGGAUUACAUUCGGUAUCGAUAUGUGUGGGUGGAAGCUAAUCAAAACUGGAUGGUUUAUAAAUCAAAGCCAGUAGACUACUGUGACCAUUAUGGUUUGUGUGGAGCCAAUGGGAACUGUAUCAUCACUGAGUCACCAGUUUGUCAGUGCUUAAAAGGGUUCAAUCCUAAGUCACCACAGGCGUGGAAUUCCAUGGAUUGGUCUGCUGGGUGUGUCCGAAAUGAACCUCUGAAUUGCUCUGAGGAUGGUUUUAUCAAAUUGCAAGGAUUGAAAGUGCCAGAUACAACCCAUACUUGGCUUGAUGAGACAAUGGCCUUAGAGGAAUGUAGACAGAGAUGCUUGAAUAAUUGUUCUUGCACGGCCUUCACAAAUUCAGAUGUAAGAGGACAAGGGAGUGGGUGUGCCAUGUGGUUUGGUAAUCUUAUGGACAUCAGACAGUUUGCUUCUGGAGGACAGGAUCUGUAUGUGCGAAUGGCUGCUUCAGAAUUAGAAGUGGGAAAUCGACGCAGAAAGAAAUUGAUAAUAAUAGUUGCUACCACCAUUGCUGCAACUUCAGGGAUGCUUCUAGUUGGAUGUUACUUUAUUUGCAAUGUCCGCAGAAAGAUGACUGAUAAAGCAAAAGUCAAAGAAGAAGAUCAACACAGUGAAGGAUCUGAAGAUGAUGCAGACCUCACUUUGCUUGACCUGCCCACGAUAGCUGAUGCCACUGACAACUUUUCGUUGGAGAACAAAAUUGGACAAGGUGGAUUUGGAACUGUAUAUAAGGGAAAAUUAGUGAAUGGGAAAUUAAUUGCAGUAAAGAGACUCUCUAUGAGCUCAAGACAGGGAUUAAUUGAAUUCAAGAAUGAAGUGAGACUAAUUGCAAGACUUCAACACCGAAAUCUUGUAAAACUUCUUGGUUGCUGCCUUCAAGGACAAGAGAAAAUGCUUGUUUAUGAGUACAUGCCAAAUGGAAGCUUGAACUCCUUUAUUUUUGAUGAAAAUCGAGGUAAGUUGCUGGAUUGGCCAAAACGUUUUAACAUAACUUGCAGCAUUGCUCGAGGUCUCAUGUAUCUUCAUCAAGAUUCAAGAUUGAGAAUUAUUCAUAGAGAUUUAAAGGCAAGUAAUAUUUUACUUGAUGAGAAGUUGAAUCCAAAGAUAUCAGAUUUUGGCAUGGCUAAAACCUUUGGUGGAGAGCAAAUAGAAGGCAAUACAAAUAGAGUAGUGGGUACCUAUGGUUACAUGGCACCUGAGUAUGCAGCGGACGGAUUAUUCUCAACAAAAUCUGAUGUGUUCAGCUUUGGUAUUCUGGUAAUGGAAAUUAUAUAUGGGAAGAGAAACAGAGGGUUCUAUAAUGCAGACCGUUCUCAUAACCUCAUAUGUCAUGCAUGGUUGCUGUGGAAAGAAGGGAGGGCUCUAGAACUGAUAGACAGAAACAUAGAGGAGACAUACGUUGUAUCAGAAAUAAUGAGAUGCAUCCACAUUAGUCUUCUGUGUGUGCAACAGCAUCCUGAAGACAGACCCAGCAUGUCUUCUGUUGUUUUGAUGUUGGGGAGUGAGAAUGAGUUGAAUGAGCCUAAACAACCUGGUUUCUUUACGGGGAAGGCUACAUCAGAAGCAAGUUCAUCAUCAAGUCAUCAAAUGCAGUCUGGUUCAACUAAUGAAAUAACACUCACCUUACUAGAGGCUCGGUGAUAAUUACAGGAAAACGUAGUAAAAGUCAAGCGGUACAUUCCCUUUGUAUGUGUAAAGUGGACAGGAGGACUAAAAAGUCCUUCUUUGUAUUGAAUCCUACGGAAUAGAUGAAUUUGUCUUGUUUCACGC
This is a messenger RNA of Neltuma alba, 2676 nucleotides long. RefSeq names its product G-type lectin S-receptor-like serine/threonine-protein kinase At4g27290. NCBI's taxonomy places the organism in Eukaryota, Viridiplantae, Streptophyta, Magnoliopsida, Fabales, Fabaceae. Bases 97 to 2547 code for a protein of 816 amino acids. Gene Ontology annotation, molecular function: protein serine/threonine kinase activity; ATP binding. The record is from RefSeq and is a predicted model, not a curated record. Gene Ontology annotation, biological process: recognition of pollen; protein phosphorylation. The transcript has 7 exons.